Anneissia japonica is the source of this 1129-nucleotide messenger RNA. Its product is annotated as BTB/POZ domain-containing protein kctd15-like. Gene Ontology annotation, biological process: protein homooligomerization. The record is from RefSeq and is a predicted model, not a curated record. The transcript has 3 exons. Bases 304 to 1083 code for a protein of 259 amino acids. NCBI's taxonomy places the organism in Eukaryota, Metazoa, Echinodermata, Crinoidea, Comatulida, Comatulidae. Gene Ontology annotation, molecular function: protein binding.
UGUGUAUUGUUAUUUGCCGUAAGAAAGAGCUAAAUCGCCUACGGCUUGCUUGUAAUUAUUGGCGCAUCUCGCGAGACUGAAAAUGUGCGUGAUCGCCUGCGGCACUUAGCAUCGCCCGCGGCUAACGUUUUCACCAGAGUGUCAUUAUUCCUAGUGCUUACAGUUCACAGAAGAAGUCUUUCUCGCAAUAUCGGAGCAUAUUUUUGAAUAUUUCGACGUAUUUUUGCUAGUCCGUCAUUAGUAACACAUAGGACUUUUUCUCUUUGCGCUAAGGAAUUCACUCCAUCACAUUGGCAGGAACAGAUGAAGGCUGCUAAGACCAGACGAUUAAACGAAUACAACGGAGAUUCCAGAAUUGUAAUGACCUCACCCUGCAGCUCACCGUCCCCGCAAGGAGUCCCACGAGUAGCGCCCCUUCAUCGUCAGACAGCACCCGUACACAUUGAUGUUGGAGGAACAAUGUAUACCUCGUCACUGGAAACCCUCACAAAGUAUCCGAACUCAAAAAUCAGCAAACUCUUUAGUGGACAAAUACCAAUAGUGCUUGAUGGUUUGAAACAACAUUACUUCAUCGACCGUGAUGGCCCAUUAUUUCGAAACGUUCUGAACUUUCUGCGCACUAGUAAACUUAAUUUACCAUUGAAUUUUAACGAAAUGGACGCCCUAUACGAGGAGGUAAGAUAUUACGAACUUCAUGAAAUGCUAGAUGCUAUGGACGCACUUCGUUCAUCAAACCAGAGACAAAAAAUGACAGUGAAAGGUGAAAACACAGACCACGAGUGCGUAAUAAUUCAGACGACACCAGACUGUGGCGAGCGGAUUAAUAUCAGCGGUGAUAAGAAUCUCAUUCACGAGGUGUUUCCAGAGGUCGGGAGCGUUAUAUGCAACUCGGCUGGCAGUAACUACGGAUGGACCCAAGAAUCGAACUACGUGAUUCGUUUCCCGUUAAAUGGCUAUUGUAAGUUAAACAUGGUGCAAGUAUUGCAAAGGUUUCUACAGACCGGAUUCAAUGUGGUCGCUUCUAGUGGGGGUGGCUUAGAAGGCUCGCAAUUCAGCGAAUACGUACUCAGCAGAAAACCUUAAUAGGCCCAAAAUACAAUCAGAUGACGCGCUUCUAAUUCUCGGUUCA